AUGGCAUUGACAAGACUUUUGAGGUUGCGCAAAAGGUCUGGGCUGAGGUCUUUUGUUUAUCUAGCUGAGAACAAUGUCAUGUUUGAGGGUAUUCUCCUCAAGCCAAAGCAAAUUGCUGAUUAUACUUUUACAAUUCUCCAAAGAAGAAUUCCCCCAGCUGUCCCUGGAAUCAUGUUCUUAUCUGGUGGACAAUCAGAAGUUGAGGCUACCUUCAACUUGAAUGCCAUGAAUAAAUCUCCAAACCCGUGGCAUGUGUCCUUCUCCUGCGCUAGGGCGCUUCAAAACACUUUCUUGAAGACAUGGGGAGGACUCCCUGAGAGUGUGAAGGCUGCUCAGGACGCGUUGCUAAUCAGUGUUAAGUCUGAGUCUCUUGCUCAGCUUGGCAAAUACACUGGCGAGGGUGACUCAGACGAAGCUAAACAAGGAAUGAGUUCAGAAGGAAUGUGUACUAAGGACAAAUAA
Messenger RNA from Solanum lycopersicum (tomato), 462 nucleotides. NCBI's taxonomy places the organism in Eukaryota, Viridiplantae, Streptophyta, Magnoliopsida, Solanales, Solanaceae. The record is from RefSeq and is a predicted model, not a curated record.